Messenger RNA from Spea bombifrons (plains spadefoot toad), 2046 nucleotides. RefSeq names its product ATPase H+ transporting V0 subunit d2 (gene ATP6V0D2). Gene Ontology annotation, biological process: proton transmembrane transport; vacuolar transport; vacuolar acidification. Gene Ontology annotation, cellular component: early endosome; plasma membrane proton-transporting V-type ATPase complex; lysosomal membrane. Bases 104 to 1156 code for a protein of 350 amino acids. The record is from RefSeq and is a predicted model, not a curated record. Lineage: Eukaryota; Metazoa; Chordata; Amphibia; Anura; Pelobatidae. Gene Ontology annotation, molecular function: proton-transporting ATPase activity, rotational mechanism. The transcript is spliced from 8 exons.
CUCACUGGAAAUAAUUGUGUGUUACAGUCAGCUUCCGGACAGAAGUCUCUGUGGACAGCGUAACAUUUAGGACAUCUAACAGAGACAAUCCUUCUGAACCACCAUGCCUGGCUCGGAGUUUUACUUCAAUGUAGACAGUGGGUAUUUGGAGGGUCUCGUCCGGGGAUUUAAAGGUGGAAUCCUGAAAACGACUGAUUACAUCAAUUUAGCACAAUGUGAAACCCUGGAAGAUUUGAAGUUACAUCUUCAGUCCACUGAUUAUGGGAGUUUCCUGGCUAAUGAAACAGGACAACUCACAGUAUCAAUAAUUGAUGAAAGGCUGAAAGAGAAGCUCAUGACAGAAUUUCAUUACUUCAGAAACCACGCUUUUGAACCACUUGCCACAUUUCUUAAUUUUAUCACGUACAGCUAUAUGAUCGAUAACAUGAUUUUGCUGAUAACAGGGACUUUACACCAAAGAUCUAUUUCCGAACUGGUUCCUAAAUGCCACCCACUAGGGAGCUUCGAACAGAUGGAAGCAGUCAACAUCGCUCAGACACCUGCAGACCUCUUCAAUGCUAUUUUAGUUGACACUCCUCUUGCUCCUUUUUUCCAAGACUGCCUGUCAGAAAAUGACAUGGAUGAAAUGAAUAUUGAAAUUAUGCGUAACAAGCUCUACAAGUCAUACUUGGAGGCGUUCUAUAACUUCUGCAAAACACAAGGAGGAACUACAGAAGAAAUCAUGUGUCCUAUUCUCGAAUUUGAGGCUGAUAGACGUGCAUUUGUUAUCACAAUAAAUUCCUUUGGCACUGAGCUCAACAAGGAGGACAAGGAGUCAUUGUACCCAACCUGUGGAAAGCUGUUCCCAGAGGGACUGAGACUGCUUGUCAAUGCAGAAGACUACGACCAAGUGAAGAACGUAGCAGAGUAUUACGGGGAAUACAGACUGUUGUUUGAAGGGGUCGGAACUGGAACUACAGAAAAGACAUUGGAAGACAAGUUCUUUGAACAUGAGGUCAAACUGAACAUACUGGCAUUUAACAACCAGUUUCACUUUGGUGUGUUCUACGCAUACAUUAAGCUGAAGGAGCAGGAAUGUCGGAAUAUUGUAUGGAUCGCUGAAUGCAUUUCUCAAAGGCACCGAACUAAAAUUAAUAACUACAUCCCUAUCUUGUAAAGUAACUGCAAUUCGCUUAUCAACUCUAAAUGAUUGCGGAUUGUGUGGUUGUGUAUCGGGCAAUAUAGCUGAUUGUUUCAAUGUAUUAUUUAUGAUUUUUCUGUAACAAACUUCUAAAGACUACUGAAACAUCAUAUUGAUAAUAUGCUGUGCUAAUCUUAUGUUCACAAAAUACACCAGGUGUGUGCUCUGAUCCUGUGAAAGAUUGUGCAACCUUCCAAAGAAUCUGAGAUUUAAUGCUAUUUUCUAAUAGUUUUAUUUGCAAAAUGUGGUCCAAAGGAUACUUAUAAUGAAACUAAAUCUUUUUUUUUUAAUGGAACUGCAAUGUAUUAGAAAUUAAAUGUGAUCGAUAUAGCAUGCAUAAUGAAACAUGUCAAAAAUAAUAGAACAAAUGUAUAUAUAAUUUUGAUAAAAUAUGCUACAUGUUAUUUACAUGAAGAGCAAGAUCAAUAAUUGUAAUAUGUUUUCUACAGUGAUUUUGAUGCCACUCAAUUGUAAAAGAUCUGUAGAUAUGGUUGUGCUAACUUUAUUAUUGGAUGUGGUGUUCAUACGCAUGUUUGGCAGCUUGGAAUCAGAGUAAGUCUCGUUCAUGGAAUCUCCCCAACCAGGUUCCAACUACUCUUCAGGUCUGUUAAAGGCUGGCUAUACGCCCUGCUUUAGUAGAACUGCUUCCCCAGCAUGGCCGCCACUCACUUCUUGGAGAGAGCCAUUACCAGCCCCAGAAAGUUCCCAUAGUUUUAUAUAUUAUACUCAAAGUGCAUUGUGUAAUUGUCAGCGGUACAUCAGAAAAUCAGUUCUGCAUGCUUUCAACUUUUUGUUUAGUCUAUUGAUCACAACAAUAAAAAGACCAUAUUUAUUAACUCUGUGAACACAAAUAAUAAUAUGAGAAA